UACAAUUAUAAUAAUAAAAGAAAUAAUUUAAUAAAUAAUAAAAAAAAAAUUUAAAAUAGAAUUCAAGAAAAAAAAAUUCACAUAUAAUAAAAAAAAAAGUGAAAACAAUUAUUUUUCUAUUUUUGCUUUGCUUUCGGGAAAAUUAAAGCAAAUUGUUUGAAUUGAAUCGUUUUCAAUGAAAGAACAAGGAAAAUAAAAAACAAAAUAAGAAAUCAAUUAUAUUUACUUAAAAUAUCUAUUCUAUAUUAUUGAAAAAUUAUUCCAAUAAUAAUAAACAAAUUUAAAUAAACGAUAUAAAAGAAUUGUUCUUCAACAAAUACACAAAUAAAAAAAUUAGUUGAAAAAAAAUUGAAAAAGAAAAAAAAAAAAAAUCUAGAAAAUGUAAAAAUAUCAAUUUGUUUACAAAAAUAAAAUAUUUAAAGAAAUUGUUAUUAAAACAUUAAUUAAAUAAACAAACAUAAAAAAAAAUUAUAUUAAUUAAAAAAAUAUAUAAAAUCUUUACAAAAUUAAAACGUUAAAUUAUAAAAUUAACAAAAUUGAUCCAAAUCUAUAUAAAAUGGCCACCCUUUCAACACAUCCACAUUAUGGAUUUCAAUUAUCCGGCGGGUUAGAUAUACCAACACCAGGUGAUUAUGCACCACAACCAACAAUUAGCCCAUCAGAAAUUGGUAUGAAACGUGCUAUGCAAUUUUCACAACAAGGCAGUCUUGCCGCUAUUUCAGCUGCAAUGAAUGGACAUGGUUCACCAAAUGGUGGACAUACCGGUGGCAGUAGCGGUAAUUCAAUUAUGGGAACUGCAAGUAUGGGUGGACAUCAUCAUUCACCAACAAAUCCACAUCAUCAUCAUCAUCAACAUUCUGGUAUACAUUCAACAUCACCCGGUCAAGACGGUCAUAUUAAAAGACCAAUGAAUGCAUUUAUGGUAUGGUCAAGAUUACAACGACGUCAAAUUGCAAAAGAUAAUCCAAAAAUGCAUAAUUCUGAAAUAUCAAAACGUUUGGGUGCCGAAUGGAAAUUAUUAACUGAAUCAGCUAAACGUCCAUUUAUUGAUGAAGCGAAACGAUUACGUGCAUUACAUAUGAAAGAACAUCCAGAUUAUAAAUAUCGACCACGUCGUAAACCAAAAAAUCCAUUACAAGGUGGUCCCGGUGGUCAAGGUCUUAAUGGUAUGAAUAAUAAUAGUAAAUCAUUGAAUGCUGCUGCUGCUGCAUAUAAUCCAUUUCAUCAAUUACCACCAUAUUUUGCACCAUCACAUCCAUUAGAACAACCAUAUCCAGUACCAUAUUUUGGUGGUUUUGAUCCAUUAGCCUUAUCAAAAUUACAUCAAACACAGGCUGCUGCUGCAGCUGCUGCACAAAAUCAACCACAAAAUGCAUUAGAAGCACAAAAAGCACCACAAUUACCUCCAACAACAUUGAGUAGUUUUUAUUCAGGAAUAUAUAGUGGAAUGACAGCACCAUCAUUAUAUGCUGCCCAUUCGAAUGGUAUUUAUAAUAAUUCAACAUCAUCAUCAGCAUCACCGGGUUCAAGUCCAGGUGGUACAAUACCAAGUACAACACAAGGUAUGACAGAUGUUAUGGAUAGUGCGUUAAGAAGGCCGGUUCCUGUUCUUUAUUAGAAUGUUGUUUUUUUUUUUUCCUAAUUUUAUUCUAUAAUUUUUUUUUUUUUUUAGUUAAGUGUAGGUUUAUUAUUAUUUUGAUUAUACUUAAAUAUACCUAAGCAUUAAUAUCCAAGAAUUUUUUUCUUAAAUUUUAGUAAAAACAAAAAAUAAAAUUGUUAUUUAAAGUAUUUUAAUUAAACAUUUUAAAUUGUUUGAAAAUUUAAUUUUUUUUUUGCUAAAAUAUUGUCAUUCAACAAAAUAAUAUAUGGAUAACAUAAUUAGCUUUUGAGUUAUUAUAGUUCAAAUGAUGUUAAAAAUUUAAAUUAAUUAUAUAAAUGAAA
Messenger RNA from Condylostylus longicornis, 1941 nucleotides. Its product is annotated as SOX domain-containing protein dichaete. Gene Ontology annotation, biological process: cell differentiation; anatomical structure morphogenesis; positive regulation of transcription by RNA polymerase II. Gene Ontology annotation, molecular function: DNA-binding transcription factor activity, RNA polymerase II-specific; RNA polymerase II cis-regulatory region sequence-specific DNA binding. The transcript has a single exon. Bases 557 to 1618 code for a protein of 353 amino acids. Lineage: Eukaryota; Metazoa; Arthropoda; Insecta; Diptera; Dolichopodidae. The record is from RefSeq and is a predicted model, not a curated record.